Cuscuta europaea is the source of this 1308-nucleotide messenger RNA. NCBI's taxonomy places the organism in Eukaryota, Viridiplantae, Streptophyta, Magnoliopsida, Solanales, Convolvulaceae. The record is from the annotation of a GenBank genome assembly.
AUUUUUUCUAAGAUUUUCUUUAUGAUAGGAGAAAAUGCCAUCGACGGUUAACUACCUAAAUCCAUCGCUUUGAAAAUGCCCGUAUUUUAUCCGCCUGGAACUCUGGAAGUAUGGACGAGACGGCAUCGACGAGCAGAAAACGCCAACGCGAUCCUGAAUCCGGAAGCUCCGAUCUUCUUGAGGAUAGUUUGGCAUUAACUGAUACUUUUGUGGCUGUUCGCAUGAUGUCUGCUCAGUUCCCGUGCAUCGAAAAGGUUUCUAUUCGGCCUUUUGUAUUGCAAUCACAGUUGUAUAGCAGUAUAAAAGAUAGGACACAAGUAGAUAAGGAAUUGGAGAGCAGUCUCUGAAGAGGGAGAAAAUGGUACGCAUUUUAAAGUUGAAUACUGGGCGAGAUGAUCAUGCUAUUAUGCUCUUAGAGGACUACUUAAGUCAGAUUGAGCAUGUCAUUAAGAUAAUGGAAGAAAAGAAGAAAGAAAAACUUACUGUUUUUGAAUGGUUCAAAGCACACAUCAUUUCUUCAAAGCUGGAUCCUUGUAUAGGGCAUCAUGAACUUUGCUCUCUUCUCUCACUUGGAGGCAAAGUCGAAGAGGAACAUGUCUCUCUCUUGAUUAAUGCAGGCCUUCUUAACACACAUUCUUGAUCCCGAAACCAUGGGGUCGUCCUCAUAAAUUCAUAGUCUGUCUGUAUUGUGCAUGCCUCAUAGUGUUUGAAGAAUGAAGACUAAUGUCAUCUCUGAUUCUGCUAAUUUCUAAGACUCGCCAACCUAUUGAUCCAAACAUGUACUGGUUUGCAAUUCCAAGUGUUGGACCAGUGCUCAAGGGUCUUUCACAGGGAAGAAAUGAGCUUUUAUCUUUACUCAACCGCCGAAAAUUCAAAGAGAUGAUGAUGGCCACCCUGGAAAAGAAGCGCCUUCGAUUUUCUCUCUUAGAUAUGAGAUUUCAUCUCCGUGAUUUGAUAGGAUCUGGUCAUCUCACAACUGUUGAGACCCCUAGUGGCUUAAUUGUGAGAGUCUCUAAAGAUUGAAAUUCCGGUAAGAGAAUCUUGCUUCACAUGUAAUUCCUGCAAAGUUGAACACAAAUUUACUUAUAAGCUCACAAUUUCCCCCCUCUUAUUUCAAGAUUAGUGGACCUAAUUGAAAGGAUGCUGUAUUCAUAUUUUUCAUAACUUCACAUUUUUUUUUUCUGGUUUCAAGAUCAGUGGACUUGAUGGAAAAGAUGCUUUUUAUGCAUUCUGUUUCUCAUCGCUCAUAAAAAAUUUCAGUGUUAUCCUUAAUUAUUAUGUAAUGACAUGUGUUUAAGUUCCUCUUUA